AUGUGGAUUAUCUCCUUUUGGGUCUUCCCCCUCAUCUCGGCCUGCAUGUGGCUUGCCAUGCUCAUCGCCAUGCUGUGCGUUUGGGCCAGAGAAGGGAAACCAGUCUAUCCCAGCAUGAGUGACGGCCAGACCAUUGCGUAUAUCUCAGACGUGGGCGCAUACGGGCUCAAGCCGCUCUUCAUCACGGGAAGUGUAAUUACCGUCGUGUUUCUUGAUUUGGCAUUCUUGUCGGAGCGAUGGCUGCGCCAUGCCGGCCAAUUAGUUCCGAACAAGGGCCUUUGGGACAAACUAUGUGCCAUCGGCUCGAUCUUCUUCGCCAUUGCCGGUGCAGCGGGUCUGAUUCUGUUGUCCAUCUUUGAUACGUAUCACCACCCACGCAUGCACGACGGGUUCCUGGUCAUGUUCAUUGGCGGAUAUAUCAUCAGCGCAGUCCUCAUCUGUGCCGAAUACUUCCGGCUAGGCAUCUCCUACCGUCGCCAACACCGCGUCCUCCUAGCCAGCUUUGUCAUCAAAGUGACCUUCGCAAUCAUCGAAGUCGGCCUAGCAAUCGGCUUCGGCAUCUGCACGAAGAGCAGUGACAGUUCGAAGAAGAACGUCGGCGCUAUCCUCGAGUGGGUCAUUGCUUUCGUGUUCACCGGGUACGUCCUCUCGUUCGUGGUGGAUCUGUUGCCAGCCGUUCGGACGCGCAGACACGUACCCCAGGGUGAGAAGCAUGCUAGUAUGAUGAGUAGCCCGCAUGGUAGCGGCGAGCUACCGUCCGGUGCAUCGAUCGAGGAACCAUUGACGACGGAUUCGACGGGGCCGAACUAUUACCGCGGUCAGCGCGUUUGA
Molecule: messenger RNA, 831 nt
Organism: Penicillium brasilianum
Lineage: Eukaryota; Fungi; Ascomycota; Eurotiomycetes; Eurotiales; Aspergillaceae
Source: the annotation of a GenBank genome assembly